Opisthorchis viverrini is the source of this 2313-nucleotide messenger RNA. RefSeq lists its product as hypothetical. Gene Ontology annotation, molecular function: monoatomic anion transmembrane transporter activity. The record is from RefSeq and is a predicted model, not a curated record. The transcript is spliced from 8 exons. Gene Ontology annotation, cellular component: membrane. NCBI's taxonomy places the organism in Eukaryota, Metazoa, Platyhelminthes, Trematoda, Opisthorchiida, Opisthorchiidae. Gene Ontology annotation, biological process: monoatomic anion transport. The coding region runs from base 1 to 2313 and encodes 770 amino acids.
AUGUCACCCCAAAGGAAGCACGAAGGCUGGUAUACUGCCAGAUUGCCCAAGCCUAGACUAGGGAAGUCGGGAGGCAAAGGUCGCGUUCGAAGCUCGAACCUUCCGCUGGACUAUUUGCCUCCUGUGUUUGUCGAACUGGAUAUCCUCACUUGUCCUACCGCGGGUGUACUUGGACCCGAAGCAGGCUCAACUCACCCCAAUCCAGCCUCGGAGCAGAGUGCACCCUCACGACAUCCUUCUCAUUGGCUUGAGACGGCGCGCUGGGUGCGUUACGAAGAGGACCUGGAUCCACUCGCGGGCAACUUUGGCCAAGCACAUAGCCCACCUCUAACUUUUCAUGCUGUCGUCGAAUGCCGCCGUUAUUUGGAACAAGGUGCCAUCGUGCUUCAGUCCAACACGGUAGGUGACCAACCGCCGUCCCAUGCUGCUGGAUAUUCGGGCUUUGUUGAGCUGGAUGCGGCUAUGCGUGUGCUGCGUCAUGAUUGUGGUGCAACUACCGAGGACGUGGCGUUGAUUUGGAACGCACUUCGACUGCGUCACCACCACGUGUGUGAUUUGCCACAUCAACCUUUGGAGCUGUCCAGUAACUGGCUUGCUUCCCGGUCUCAAGGAUUGCAGUUUUCCCGUGCGGUUACUUCUGUCGACCUCCAGAGGCCACAGAAUGCUGGCGAUGGCAAGCGGACUGCAUCGGUCCCAACACUGCGUGGACUCAACGCAAGCACAGUCCAGCCUUCCCAUCAUUCAUCUGCAGUGCCUAUCGGACAACGCGCCUUGUCACUGAUCCAUCGUGCGCUGACGCCAAAUGGAACAGAACGCCCCUCGUGUACCCCGCCGGUACAACCAAGAGAUCGCUCAAGUCCUGAUAUCCAGCAGCAAUCUUCAGAACUGGCUCCAUCUGUUGUCAGAGCCCCCAAGUUAGGCGACUGUCACCUCAGAGUUCCUUCUAAUAAACAUGCCAGUGAUUUAGAGGGUCGACUGAGUCCGUCGACCGAAGUUGUGUCUGUACAGGUCAGUCUCACUUCGUUCGCUUGGCUAAUGUCGUAUUGCACUUUCUCUACUCAAGAUGAACCGCACACUUUGAAUGUGACGUUUAAUUUUUCAGGGUUAAAGAUUUCCGCUUAUGACCACGAUUUAUUAGUUUCUCUCCCAGAAACACACUCCUCGAUUUUCCCACCUUUUCAUAGUAAUCAUAAUGCUCAAACAAUGUUUGUUUUUCUUCUGUUCUCCCAACAACAACAGGUUGGUGUACUUCCCGGACUAAGAACUCCUCUGUUGGUAUUUCUUCGACUUCAUCGUUCACUCUUUAUUGCGGAUUUCGCAGAACUGUCGGACUCGUACCCUAUCCGUUUUGUUGUUCUAUUUCUGGGCCCCGAUCGACGUCAUUUGGACUACGGCGAAGUGGGUCGUGUUCUCGCCACAAUGAUGGUAGAUAAGGCAUUUAGGAGCGUGGCCUAUACUGCCAGUUCCCGUGACGACCUACUUGAUGGCUUGCGCGUUUUCUUGGACACCACGAUCGUAGUGCCCUUGCUCAGCGAUAUCACACCCCGGAGUUUGCUAGCCAUGCAUGAUCAGAUUCGUCUGUUUCGACACAGUCGACAAUCGGGCGAUACGCACAAAGCACGACUCACCCGAGCAACCAAACGGUCACGUUCAAGGUCCCGUAAAGCUCGCGCUGGUUCCCAUCACAAACGCUCCGAUCUCGAUUCAACCCAUCUGCUAGGUGAGCGAGAACGCAAAGUACCAGAACACCACACCUCGGUGGGAGCAAACACCACUGGCGUAUCACCUGCUCGCGCUGGUUCCCAUCACAAACGCUCCGAUCUCGAUUCAACCCAUCUGCUAGGUGAGCGAGAACGCAAAGUACCGGAACACCACACCUCGGUGGGAGCGAACACCACUAGCGUAUCACCUGCUAUUCAUCAGCACACCCACAAGUCCGUGUACGCCAGUAUCGUCUCGUCGACGUUCUGCCGAGUCAGAGCGCCGUGCACAGAAGAGAUCGACCGACAGGCAGCUCAAAUCGAGAUUGUCAACAGGCUUCAAGAAAUAGAAUUUUCAGUGAGUUUGAUUGAGCAUCAACUAAGAAAGAUAUUGGCUCCAUUAUCUCAACCCAGUAAGGAAUGGAUUGGCACAGCAGUCAUUCCAUAUAAAGCAGGAGCAUUCGGAGAUUAUCGAAGACUGUUGAACCUAGCCAACAUUAGAGUACCUUUCCAGAAGGGAAAAACGCUGCGCUCAAUUUUGGUGCAAUUGAAAGAUCCCCUUCCGGUUGAAAGGACAAGGGACUGUGUAUAUAAAAUUAACUCCAACGAUUGA